UGAAUUCCAGAAGAAGUGGUUGUGCUCGUUUUCAGAAUCAAUUGUUCGUGGGAUUUAUGCAUCCCAAUUUUCAAUUUUAAGAAUUGAAACAGUUUCCCAUUGUUAAAAAGUGCAGUGAAUUAAAUGAAAAUCUACACGUACGAUAAAAGAAAAAUAUGACUCCAAAAGACGAACUUUAGUUCCGAAAAAAAUGAUAUUUCACCAGAAACAUGUAAGCCUAAAGGACGUGUAAUACUUUGGACACAUAACUGGGAAAAUAAGUAGGUUCAAUUACUUGCCUGAUACAAUCGUAAAACUGGAGUUUUAAACACGUGAAAUAAAAUAUAUAGAAUUGAAGAAGUGAAAAUCUAAAAUUUAAAUUCGAACAGAAAGACAUUAGAUAUAAGAUGUUCUCGUUCCACAAACCACGAGUGUAUCGCUCGGCUGAAGGAUGUUGUAUUUGCCGUGCUAAGUCGAGCAGUUCACGUUUCACCGAUUCGCGCAAAUAUGAACAAGAUUCCAUGAAAUGCUUCGAUCUGAAGUAUCCCCGACACGGAGAGAUUUGCAAUGCGUGCGUGUUGUUGGUGAAACGUUUCAAACGUCUGCCCAUAGGCAGUACUCGGCAUUGGGGACAUGUUGUUGACGCACGAGCCGGACCAGGCACAAAGUCCAUAUCAAAACAUAAGAAGAGCCGUGACGAUGCUGAAAAUACAUCAAAUAAUACAAUAAGUAACAAUACAAACUCCCGGCGUACACAUAGCUCAAAAUCGCUUAUACCCGAAAAAUUUUCAAAAAUCUUUAAAAAGAGUAAGAAAAAUAAAUUGAAUGUGGUGGUGCCCAAUACUGAUAAGAAAACUGGCACACGUCGAACCUCCAUAACCAGUUUAAAAACAUGGGGUGACCAAAAUUCGUUGUCCCACACACCCGAUUCAGUAGAUAGUGACUACGAAGAUAUCGGUGAAGGUGGGGAGGCUUGCGAAGUCAGCCAAAUAGGCAAUAGCUCAACUGUGCAAUUUCAAACACAAACUCGCGCGUCUUCGUAUCGUGCCUGCCGGAAGAGGACCAGCAGCGGCAAUACCUCUAUUAAUAUAAUUUCUUUUCGGAGAAGUCUUAAAAUCGGUAGUAAACGGCGAAAAUGCAUGCCACCCAUGCGGAAUCGGUCCACAAUGAAGAUUUUCAACGAUAAAAUGCAAUUCUUCGAUGAAUCAGAAUGGCAGGAGCGCAAGUCAUGUUGCGGUAUGGUGUAUGUGUGCCCAGAAUUAACUGGAACAAUAUUAAUCGAUAUGGAGAACUUCAAAGCUUGUCCAGAGCACCAACGUCCGCGAGGUGUAGAUGUUGCGGGUAGCAAAACAGCUAAGGAGCAGCAACCGGUGGCUCCGCAAAAGACAAUCAUCGCAACUUUGCCCGCAGUGGUACAAAUAUCAGCGCCAUCAGUUGCUAGCGUUUGCCUUCCACCACUACCCACUGCAGUGCCUGUUUUGAAUCCGAAUCCUACUCCAGUAUUGAAGAAGCAUCACCUUUUCUUCAAAAGGCAGUCUGAAUGCUUUCCUCAAGUAGAUCUCCCUGUGAAUAAUAACAUAGUAAUUUCUUCGAAUAAGACUGAGUCCCUGGCAGCAAUAACAACUACUCCGGUUAUAAUCAAAAGCAGUACCAACAUCACCAACCAUAAAACUACAAUACCAACCAUACCACAUACAUCUGCAAUAAAUAAUGCAAAUAACCCAUCUACUUCCGUUUCCACACCGCUAGCAUUAGCUGUUAAUACUACGAAUAUGCCUGCCAUAUCGAGCAUUUCCCCGUCUAGUUCCACGCCUAUGAGCGGGCAAAUGCCGCGACAUUCUACCGCCAAAGUAACAACAAUAUCCCCGCCUUUGCCCGCGGCAACAAAUAUGGCUAGCGGAAAUAGGCUAUUGCAUAAAAUCAAGUCAGGAAAAAUAUUCAAGCAAUCUCUGGACAAAAUAGGUGUUAUGACAGGCACUGGAGCAGUUUCUCCUUCGGCUGUUGAGCGAAUCAAAGCGGGCGAUUUGCAGGAGUUAAAACCUGUAAUCCGCAAUGUGCCAAAAUCGUAUGUUAUUACGAAACCGACGAGUGGUGCUGGUCAACAGUGCACACAAUAUUACCCUCCGGUUGGCGCGUCACCAACAUCGACAUGCUCUAAUUCUUCGGUCAUUUCGUCAACAUUGUCAUCAGCAGCGCCAAAGUUUAGCGACAACUCGUCAGAUUCGGGUUUCGAUGAAAAUCUGCAGGAUCGAAAAUCUGCCAGUCCUUUGCAGGAGGAUACUGAAAAAAAACUAGCAGCUCGUGCACCGAUGGGCAAUGUGCAUACUAUGUUCCUUGCAAGCGGAGUUCAAAUACAUGGACAACAUCAGAAUUUAAUGCUGACCGGCAACGAGGUUGCAGCAAAGUUAUUGCAAAAUCGCAAACAGCAAAUGUCAAUGAUGGCAACUUCCAAUUCCAGUAUCAUGCACCACUACCAACAACACUCAUCAAAUAAUGCAGCAGCGCGUCUUGGUACGUCGACGACAUCUUUAAAAAUUUCGCAAGUUAGCCCCUCAUCUAUAUCGACCAUAUCGGUCGGCAGUACAGUUAGUAGCAAUUUGGGAUCUCACAUCAAGACGACAACGACAACAACACUUCCGUCUCGUACAAUCUAUAAUAGCAAUACAAUACAACAUGAGAAUGGUGUGACAACGAUUGUGCCCGCUUCUUCUUUAGCUGCUUCGUCACAAACCGCUGCUAUGAAUGCGCUUGCGCCAAGCACGGUUACUAUAACACCAGCACCGACCCAUCACUUGGGUGGAGUUGGUGCGGUGACAAGUGCGACAGUGAGUUUGACUAAAAAAAUUGCAACAUCGAGUGUGGGAGUUAAUUUAAUUGCUACAGGUAGCAAUAAUCCAAAUAAUAUGCUGCACACGGUCCCGAAUAGUGCCGCACAUCAUCUAAUCAGUCAUAACAAUGCUCUGCUGCAGCAGCAUCAUCAACAGCAAAUGCAACAACAUCACAAUACAACAACCAAUAUGAAUCAGAAGAUUAUUCUCUUGAAAACAACUGGCCAUACGAAAUAUAAUAAUUUAGGUAGUGUCGGCGGCAACAACAAUGGAAAUAUUAUUAAACCAAGCGGCGCAGCAACUAUAAACGCGUCGACUGCUAAUGCCGGUAUAUGUAAAAAUUGACCAAUAAGUUCUCGACAGAGAAUGAAGCAGCAACGGAUAACUUAAGCGAUUUUUUAGCAGGGUUUCUUCGCAUAUGCACUGAAUUGAAUGGCUAUUCAGUUGCACUUCUAAGCAGAUAUGUUAACGACUGAUGAUUGAUAACCUAAACCUAUCAAUUUUCUGUGGAAAU
Molecule: messenger RNA, 3321 nt
Organism: Rhagoletis pomonella (apple maggot)
Lineage: Eukaryota; Metazoa; Arthropoda; Insecta; Diptera; Tephritidae
Biological process (GO): negative regulation of cell migration
Source: RefSeq, a predicted model, not a curated record